Molecule: messenger RNA, 774 nt
Organism: Chenopodium quinoa (quinoa)
Lineage: Eukaryota; Viridiplantae; Streptophyta; Magnoliopsida; Caryophyllales; Amaranthaceae
Exons: 3
Coding region: 1-774 (257 amino acids)
Source: RefSeq, a predicted model, not a curated record
AUGGUCACAAGUCUUGGGUUCUCCUUAGCCGAGCCCUUAAUCAUCGCGUUCAUGACUCAUACCACGAUUGAGGGUUCGGGUGCUCGACAUGCAAUAUCAAGACGUUUGAAUGCGUCUGUUAGGAGGGAGUCAGGUCGUUCAGGUGGAGUGCCUACAUCUGACGAUGAGGACGAAGAGCGGGCAAGUCAGGCUGAUCGAGAUGAAGAGUAUGACCCUCAGGAUUAUCAUACGGUGCAUAGGGGUCAGAAUGAGAGAUUUGUUAGUAGUAGUCAAGCGAGUCAGCCUUCCACCAGCUCAGCAGAGACAUGGGUAGUGCAGCAGCCGAUGCCAGGUGGUCUUGAGGAUGGUACUGUUAUCCCCAGUUUAGGUGGUCACGUGGCUGCAUAUAUUUGGGGCGGGCAGGAGCGUAAUGUUUUGCGCUGUUUGAGCAGGACACAGUUGUGUUCAGAAUUGGUUACCUGUGCACAAGAGCACCUGGAAUUGAUUGAUGGUAGUGGUCUGUCUCACUUACCCAUGUUCAUGUUUAGGCGUUUUGACUGGCCGUUGAUUUCUGCGUUUGUUAAGAGAUGGCAGCCAGAUACAAACACGUUUCAUAUGCCAUUUGGGGAGAUCACGAUCAUGCUGCACGAUGUGUACCAUAUUCUUGGGCUUUGUGUUGAUGGUUCCAUGGUUUCCACUACUCCUAGCACGGACGCCAUACGGGAUGCGUGCUCGAUUACCAUGGACAUGAAUGCGGAAGAGCUGAAUGAGAAGUGCGGUACAAAAACCAUUUAG